UCUGCUUUCAACCGACCACCACGCCGCCUCUUCCCCAACAAAAAGCGGCCAUGGCCGUGGAGCUCAUGAUGAGCUACGGAAACAGCAGCUUCGCUUCGCAAUCGGAAGAAACCGCCGCUGCGGAAGCCGCUUCCGGCCUCCAGAGCGUCGAGAAGCUCAUCCGAUUCUUCUCUUCCGCUCAGAAGCCGGCGGAGGAUUACGCGGCGGUGGCGGAUGCGGCGGUGAGUAAAUUCAAGAGAGCGAUAUCUCUCCUCGGCGGCGUAUGCCCUUCACCGAACUCUGGCGAGGAUCGCGGCGGCUAUUCGAAGAUCUACUGCCCCACUCCGAUUCAGCAGGUUCCGCCGCCCGAUUACCUUCACAAUGCGGCGGAGGAUUCCAAAACCAUCAGCUUCUCUUACUCCCACGAAAGCUCCUUCAUCAAUUCGCCGCCUUCCGCUGCCGCGUUCCAUGUAAUCGGAACCAAGCCGCCCCUUUCUUCUUCCUGUGCUUCGUCUGGAAACGGCAUCUCCGGCAAGUGCGGCGGCCGCCGCGUGGACCGGUCGUCUCCGGCUGGGCAGAAUGGAGGCAGCGGGCGUGAGGGGGAGGCGGCUGGUGUGGUUUGGGGAGAAUUAAAAGCAGCCUAG
Salvia miltiorrhiza (redroot sage) is the source of this 623-nucleotide messenger RNA. RefSeq lists its product as uncharacterized. NCBI's taxonomy places the organism in Eukaryota, Viridiplantae, Streptophyta, Magnoliopsida, Lamiales, Lamiaceae. The transcript is spliced from 2 exons. The record is from RefSeq and is a predicted model, not a curated record. The coding region runs from base 51 to 623 and encodes 190 amino acids.